Molecule: messenger RNA, 911 nt
Organism: Panonychus citri (citrus red mite)
Lineage: Eukaryota; Metazoa; Arthropoda; Arachnida; Trombidiformes; Tetranychidae
Gene: mRpS18C
Product: 28S ribosomal protein S18c, mitochondrial-like
Exons: 2
Coding region: 83-466 (127 amino acids)
Biological process (GO): mitochondrial translation
Cellular component (GO): ribosome; mitochondrial small ribosomal subunit
Molecular function (GO): structural constituent of ribosome; small ribosomal subunit rRNA binding
Source: RefSeq, a predicted model, not a curated record
AUCAUAUGGGUGAAAUUUAGAUUUUUAAAUUGAUCCAAUUUAUUUUGAUUCGUUUUCUAAUUUAAAUUGUUGACAAUUUAAAAUGUCUUUUGGAUUUCUUUCUAGAUUAACUGUUAAGCCUGUUGUGUCUAAUUUCGUCCGGCGAUGUUCCUCUUUGGAUCAACCUGUUCCUGAUAUGGAAAAUCCUUACAAAAAGAGUAAAACUCAAUGUAUUCUAUGUAAAUAUAAGAUAGAACUUAACUAUAAGAAUCCAAGACUUUUAAGUCAAUUCGUCUCACCUUUAACUGGAAAUAUUUAUGAUAAACAUAUAACUGGUCUUUGUGAAGCUCAACAAGGAAAAUUAGUUGAUAUGAUUCGAAAAUCUCGAUACAAUGGUUUAAUGCCUGUCAUAUUCAGAGAUCCCAAGUUUAAAAAUGACCCGAAACUAUUUGACCCAACAAGACCAAUUCGACCAAAUCCCUAUUAGAGUUCCCAAUCAACUUUAACCCAGAAACCCAAGAAAAUUAAAUUAGAAAAUAACUUUAGAAAACCCAAAAGGUUAAAAAAGUAUCAAUCAACAAAAUUUACCGAAACAAAUACAUGUAUUAUUGUUAAUAAUAUAAUAUAAAAAAUUAGUUGUUAAAACAUCAAGUAAAUUAUAAUAACAAUGAUUGAAUAUGAAAAAAUUAAAAAAUCAAAUUUACAUGUACAUGAUGAAAACAAUUUGACAUAACAUAAUUAAUAGAGACAAUCCAUUGACCAUCAAAACGUAUAAACGACAAAAAUUAAUGAGUAUUACUCCUUAAUUACCAAAUUAAACUCUAUUAAUAAUUUGAUUAAAUGGAUCUAAUAUUCAAUGGAAUUGAUAAAAUGAAAUUGUUGAUCGUUUUCAGAAUAUCUUGUGAAUAAACCUCAAUGAUUAUCAAUUAAUA